This is a messenger RNA of Vavraia culicis subsp. floridensis, 687 nucleotides long. Its product is annotated as translation initiation factor SUI1. The transcript has a single exon. The record is from RefSeq and is a predicted model, not a curated record. NCBI's taxonomy places the organism in Eukaryota, Fungi, Microsporidia, Pleistophoridae. Gene Ontology annotation, biological process: translational initiation. Gene Ontology annotation, molecular function: translation initiation factor activity. The coding region runs from base 111 to 386 and encodes 91 amino acids.
AUCUGUGCUCACCCCAUCCCUUUUAUCUGUGCUCACCCCAUCCCUUUUGCCUGUGCUCACCAAAUCCUCCAUAUCUACGUAAAAUCUUCGUACCCCUAGGCAAUUCUUUCAUGUCCCAUGAACUAACACCAAUGGACAACGAAAAGCAGAUUCAUGUGCGCAUCCAACAGAUAUACGGCAAAAAGAAGGUUACAACGAUAACAGGCAUAGAAGACGAGAUGAUAACGGAUAUUCUUAAGGAACUGAGACGUAAGCUGUCGUGUGGUGGUAACCUGUCCAAGGACAAGAAGGUCGUGCAGUUGCAGGGCGACUACUCGUUCAGUAUCGGGGAUGUGCUUGGGAGAAUGUUGGGUGAUGUUAAGAUUGUGGUACAUGGAAAGAAGUAAAAUAGGUUGGUGCUGUUUUAACAUUUGGUGCAUUAUUUACAUAUUUUAGGUUUUACGGUGUAUUUUGCUGCUGCUCAGCUCAGGGCUUGUGAGAAAUUGCGUGCAAUCAUUCUCCAGGGCCGGUGAUUUUUGCAUUCCUAAAAAUAUUUUCAUCUUCUCCAUGGUAAUUCAAUUUUAUGGAGCAAAUUUUUUACGGUAGGUUCUCUUCUUCAGACCUGUUGUGGUACGAAACGUGCCUGUAACAAAAGCACGAGGCAAUGAUGUAGAGUAAAAUGCGAUGUGGAAUAAAAUAUGAUUAAAA